AUGGUAAAUUGCGUUAUCCCCCGACUAAGGAGGGCCUGCUGUUUUCCGAGCGAGAACUGCUUCUCCGGUUUGAAAUGCAACAGCUCAAAGAAAGCCCCCAGGAGGGACAAGCAUUUGGCGCAAUACGAUCCGCUGAGUAUGCACCCUGGGUUGUACAAGAACUGGGAAAAUUACCUGAGGGAAGUGAUCCCCAUUUUGGGCUCCUCCGUUGAAGUUAACAGAAGAGGGAAAUUGAAGGUGUCGCAAAAGGGGAGAAGUAAAGCUGCCAAUUGCGCUAGAGAGGAGAAUGACGGGGGGAAGAGGCGGAGAAGUGGGGGGAUGUGUAUUGGAAGGUGCUCUCGAGGGGGAGCUAAAAAUGGAACCGCAAAAGGGGCGCAGAGGAAUGUGCGCAAAGGUGGGGGGAAGGUAGCUGGAAAUGUUGUAGACCAAGCCGCUGCAGGAAGGGACACCCAAGAGGUGAGCCAAAACAAAGGGACACAGAGAAUCUUCGCCCCCUCAACUGCCAAAGGAUUAGACCAAGUGAAAAACGGACAUUGCAGUUCAGUUGAGAGAAUUCCCCCCAAACUGUACGUACAUAGGGAAGAGGGUGAAAAUGAAAGAGGCAGAAACUUAUCAGUGGAGACCAAUCUAAACAGCAGCAGGUACAGACUUAAAAGUAGUGGAGAUAGAGACAUCAAACGGGAGGGGAGAAAAAAAAGCAGCUUUGCUAAUGACUCACUUGGUUACCCGCAGCGCAGCGAAAGAGAAUACGAAGAGGAAAAAAGGAGGCAGGAAGAGUAUAUAAAAAGAAUUAACCUCAACGGUGCAGAGAAAAACAUGCUGGCUAGAGAAAUACACUCGCAAAAUGGGAAAGGAAAUACUGCUUCCAUGUCUGCAAAAAGUAGACACACAGGAGAGGGAGAAAAGUACGAUUUUUUAAUUAACUCAAAUGUUGUGAAAGAAGCCAAGGUAGGAGCCAGUAGAAGACUCCAGGAAGUGUCAAAUAAUAUUUUGCUCAGGGGGAACAUCUAUAGAAUUGGAAACAGAAGCGACACGAGAAAAGGGAGGCAAAAUAAAAAGAACCAACAUGAGGAGCUGCAGAUGGGUAGAAGGAUAGCCCCCAACUGCAGAGUGAAGACGAAGAGAAAAACAGCAAAGGGGGAACCGAGCCGUCUAGAAGCAUUUCCCGGGGUGACUCAAAGAGGAGGAAGCCAACAGAGAGACGUGCACUACCAGACCUCUUCAGGGGAAAGUUCCCUGUAUGAAAUUUCCAUAUCGGGAGAAGUGGACAUAAACUUUGACUCAGACUCGUGUGUGGGGGGUGGCAAGUCGACCAGAAGUGGGCAUAGUGCGAGUGGGUCCAGGAAGGAGGCAAAGAGGGAAGGUAAGGGGGAUGCUAAGAGGGGAGAAAAGAGGGAAGCCAAAGGAGAAGCUAAGAGGGAAACUAAGAGAGAAGCUACGAGAGAAACUACGAGGGAGGUUGAUCCCAAAUCUGUUCCUUUGAGGAAGUGGACAAACCGGGAAGGAGGCACGACGGUGGAGAACCGCGAAAGGAUAGCCACUCGUGAGGAACGCGCGAACCAGGCCAAAUGUGCCCUUUUAUCGGGGCUGAAUGCCAUCCAAAUGAAGGGAAAUAAAAACGCACAUGCGUGUGAAAAAGGAAAGAUUCUUCUCAAUUUGAAAAAUAUGCCACCAAGGAAGAGGGAAAGCAGUGGACGGUUUCCACUUGGGGUAGAACCCAUUGGGGGGUUCGCACACAGAGUGAUGAACAGGAGGAGCGAACGAACUACUGGUGCUGCGUGCUGUGAGAAGAAAUGUGAGCCAGUUCAGGAGAUGAGCGGUGCGGGUGGCGGUGGCAGCGGCGCUUCGAGGAGUCUCGUCGGACGAAGUGGGCACAGCGGAGCGGCGUCCCCUCUGGGGGGAGAAAUACCCACCGGAGUGGAAAAAAAGAGCGGCGGGAUGGAAAAAAGGCGCAGCGGAGUGGACGAAAAGCGCAGCGGAGUGGAAAAAAAAGGCGGCGGGAUGGAAAAAAGACGCAACGAAGUGGAAGCCAAAUGGAAAGACCGCUUCAGAAAAAACAAACCCACUGCAAAGACGGACGAGAAAAGGAAAAAAAAAAAAAAAAGUUCCUUCUUAACGGCAGAGGACAACACCACACAUAGGACCCACUUACACGAAGCGAGCAGCAGAAUUAGCGAAAGGGAAACCACCAUCUCGAACAAGCGAAGAAGUAGCGACAUGAGGAGAAAAGCAUUCGUGGAGGAGUUAGGCGACGGUUCCUCAUAUUAUGAUUUGAAAAAGCGCAGUUUAAUUUUGGAGGACCUUCUAAAAUUGAUUAAAGAGGGGGAGGUAGAAAUCGAAUCUGACGCAAGCUGCAACGAGCUUAAUCAGUUUCAUUUGAAAAAAAAAGGGGAUUGGAUAACUCGAGGGGGGGGCGAAGAAAGGGUGACCCAAAGUUAUAACGUGCACAUAGUAGGGGGGGAGUAUCAAAAGGAAAGAGGAAGCCAACUGUACAGUCGGCUGCUACACCUCGCACCCGAGUCAGAGGACAGCACCAGUGCGAGGAGCAGCACAAGUGCGAAGCGCAGCGAAAGUAGGAAGCGCAGCUCAAGUGGGAAGCACAUCUCAAGUAGGAAGCACAGCAAAAGUAGGAAGCGCAGCUUACAAGUGACCACGCAAGGCAAUGAAGUGGCAAAUUACAAUUUUAGCUACCCGAGCACUCACCAACCUGGCUCGAACAUCUCGACUGGGAAGAAGCUCACCAAAGGGGGAAAAAGUGGAGCUGUUCAAAAGAAAGACGUGCCCGAGGAGGGCGCAAUAGAGGGGAAGAAAAAGCGGAGCGCAUCUACAUGCUACUCAGAGGAGGCAGAAAUGAAGGCCAAGGCACAGAUGGACGCAGAAGUGGCAACCCUAACCGAGUUGAUAAAUUUAAAAAGCGAACAAAACGAGAAGCUAAAAAUGUGUUUGAUGAUGCAGGAGGGUGAAAUUAAUUUGCUGCGCAAAAAGGCGCAACAGAAACAGGCAAGCAGAAAACAAGGGAAGGAAAAAAAUUGGGAAAACACCACUUUUUACAAAAAUUUAAUAAAGGCUAAACCGUCUACAUUUAUGGAGAUCAUUCUGAGGAACAACCAAGACGUUAGGAACGGCACGCAGACGAAGGACACAUACGAGUCCACCGUGCAGGCGGAAAAAUGUAACUUUGCCAAAUCGUUUCAUCCUUGCUUGUGUACCAGUUGUGCUGCUCCAGGUGGAAGGGAAGAUGGUUCUUUUCGCCUGAAUGGUCUCAGCCAGUGUGGGGCACCCGCUGUCGAGAUGAAUCUCCCCACAGGUGCUGCCCAAACGAACGCCCCCACAGCCGCUAUCCCAACGAAUGCCCCCACAGCCGCUAUCCCAACGAAUGCCCCCACAGCCGCUAUCCUAACAAACGAAUUUCCCCCCAUGGAAUCGAAUUUUAAAUAUGGGGAGAAUCAAUAUGCACAAACUUGCGCAUUUAGUGGAGUACCCAUUGGGGGGAUCUGCUCCUACACCUGUUGCAUGCCUGGUGGGAAUUUCACAAAUCUGGUCGUCGAGGAUGCAACAAGUGACAAGUCGUUUUCGCAUCGGCGGAACGUUUCUUGUUCUCCAGCAGGGGGGGCAACGCCAAAUGGUGUCUCGGGAAGGGACAAGACGAGGGGGUCCAGCCUGCACUCAAGCGGUUACCACGAUGACAGGUUAAGCGGCAUGGUAGGGAGUAGGAACCAGAAGGGCACACUGCCCAAGCCUAAGGCACACGAAGAGAAAAGGCUAAUCAAAAUAAACGGAAAGGGAAAGUUCCAAACGAGAGAGAACAACCAUAACGCACUUGCGGUGGGGGGUGAACAGGCCUCGAGAUAUGAGAGUAGGGGAAAUUUCGGAACCUCGAACUGUGCCCAGUUGAACGCAAAAAAGGGUGAGGCACAACAUGGGGGGUAUUCAAAACAGAGGCAAAAUACAAGUAGGAGGGGUAGCUACAAAGUGGAGGCUAACUACCCAGUUACAUCCAGCACCAUAAGUGUUAGGUGUCUCCCUAAAGGUAAAAAAGCUGCAACCGAGUCGGGGAGAAAAAGCUGCUUCCUUUCUUCAAGAAAUGCCAACGUAGCCAAAAAAGGGGAUUAUCACCCCAAGAAGGAAGGCCUUUUCACGAAGCUUUUUUCCUACAUAAGGAAUAACAGCCUCUGUAACGAAAAAAAAAAUGACAACUGUAUGAGGAGAAAUAAAUCGACCAGCUCAAUCGUUUUUGUGAAAAAUAAGGAGUUGUCUCAUCGGACGUAUGACAGGUCUCUCUCCUCCGCAUGUUUGCUUAAUAGAAGUGUACCCACUGCGAACAAAAUGAAUUGUACUAACACCCCGUACGUUCGUGCCAUCACUGUGUGUGGAAAUAUGUGCGGACGAGGGGGUAACCCGAUGGCGGACGAGCAAAGAGAAAUAACCCAUUCAGGGGAACAAAAUAAAGUUGGACUAAAUAACACACAUGGAGGUAGGUACCACUCGAAUGAUGGCGUUGUGACGAACCGAGUUUGCAAAGAGGAGGCGAACAAAACAGUUGUGGAAAAGGGCGUGAUGAGAAGCGGUUGUAAAUAUGUGCUAAAAGGAUAUGGUGAAACUGCACCGGGGUCCCAUUCCCAUCGUGAAAUUUUUAAAACUGAGGAAAAAGGACAACUUGAUAAGGAAUUGCAUAUUAAGGGAAGGGACACAUUGUUAGCAAAGAAUGUGGGGCUUCAAAAUGGGGGAAAUACCAACCAGCUGAUGACUUGCGAGGCGUUAGGCGAGGUGAAACGCCCCAUAAUGCACAACCAAAUGGCAAUUAGUGGUGACAUCAUCGAGAAGGCAAGACUGAAAUAUUAUGCGUCGAAGAAGUGCGCAAAGAGUAGAGACGGGACGGGCGCGGGGGAGGAGGAAAAUAAAAUAAACCCACCCGCGUGCCUCAACAAGGUGGGUAGUAACAGCGGAAAGAAGGCAAAGGGACACGGGGGCGCCACACAACUGGGGAGAGAGAUCCAAACGAAGCUGAACAAGCGUGCACCUCCCACAAAAAGGGGCAAUACCAAAAGGGGAGAAACAAAACAUUUCGCAAACAACCCUCCCAAGGGGGACCCAAACAGCUGCGCUAGCGGUAACAAAAAGGGUAACAAAGCUGAAGUUCCUUUUAAGAAAGAGGACCGUUCGGUUGGAUUGGCAGGCUUGGCUCGUUCAGGCGACUCACCAAACCGCAGCAACAAACUAUGGGAAAAUAACAAAUCAGAAAAGGCGGGUAAGACUUACAAAAUUUUCGUCGUGAAAAAGGGGAACGAUGAUAAGUGCGCCGCAAAAAGGGAGCAAGACAUCCAUUUAAGGGGGCGCAAUGGUGAGGCAAACAAAAACAAAGUUAACUGUCGGGGGAAUGACCGCUCCGUUAGUGACGACAGAAGGAACGACUACACAAAUGUGGCGACCACCUCUGACAGUGUCCAAACAAACACCAUGGACGGUUACUCCACUUGCUCCAGUGAGGAUAUAUACUUGUGGGAAAAGAAAAAAAACAGCAAGGCGCGGAAGAAGGCCCUUAAUGCUGAGGGUGUAAGGAGGGGUAAACUGAAUGAACAAAUCGGCGGGGGGGUUGAUGCGCAGGUGGUGAAUUCAAACGGAAAGUUGGACAGUUCGGUCGCGCAUGUAAUUGAGAAAAUAAUUCUGAAUUAUAAAAAUUGGAAUCUGGGGGGGGCCAGCGGCGGCGGCGACGAUGGCAGUGAUGGUGACAAUGGCGGUGACAGCGUCAAUGGUAGCGAUAGUGACAACGGUGGUGACAGUGACAGCGGAGGGGACAGCGACAGUGGAAGCAACUACCACGACGGCAAACGAAGUGGAGAAGCUGGCAGCGGCUGCUUCAAGCAGGGCGACCUGCCUGACUCACACACUUGCAAAAAAAAAAAAAAAAAAAAUAGCCAUUUUGAGCUAAAUGGGGAAAGAGUAAAGGCGCAAACGAUAAGCUUAAAAAAGACAGGCGGUGCGUACACCACCCUGGGAAGACAGCGUACAAAUGAAGAUUUACAUGUGCAUACAAACGCACAGGAAAAGAAAAAAAAAAGCCAAGAUGUUAAGAAUGUGUUGUGUGCAAGUAGCCAAUCGAGUUAUCCUGAGCCAAAAAUAUUUUUCCUCAAAAAUGAUGAGUCCUGUAUAAUUGUGGAGUAUCCCAACGUCAAAUAUUUGGUCAAAUGCUCUUAA
Messenger RNA from Plasmodium vivax (malaria parasite P. vivax), 6195 nucleotides. RefSeq lists its product as hypothetical. The transcript has a single exon. The coding region runs from base 1 to 6195 and encodes 2064 amino acids. The record is from RefSeq and is a predicted model, not a curated record. NCBI's taxonomy places the organism in Eukaryota, Apicomplexa, Aconoidasida, Haemosporida, Plasmodiidae.